AAGCGCUCCGUUUGCGACCUGAAGACGCCAUUUUGCUUUCCUGUGCGUGCGUGUGCAACGCGUGUACGUGCGCGAGUGUGUGUGAAUGUGUGUAUAUCUAUGUGUGUGUGCGUGGGCGCCUGUCGGUGCAAAUACCUCUGUAGCUUCCAAACAUUCAACACUCCUCACAUCAGCUAAAACAGAACUAAAAUGUUUACACUUGGGCAACAGCUAGCGCGCUCCACACUGGACAAGUAGACAUGGAAACAGGGACUACGUAACCUUUAAUGGUCUCGACGAACGUCGUCGAAGUGUCAUCGGGUGGCAAUACAAGCUUCACAGUUGAGCAGCUCCCCAUCAUCAACCACUCAGGAUGAACGCCAACAGGAGACGAGAGGACUAUAAUCAUCCUCUCAAGAUUGCGCUGGAUUUUUCUCAUGUUUGACCUCAUCUACUGGAUAAUCAAUAAUGAUUCUUGGACUAAUCUCCCAGGAGUUGUACCAGCAGCUUCUGGACCCCAAGAAUUAUCAGAAUCGCACAAAUGGUGUGGAAGAGCUCAAACAAAUCCUGUCGGAAGUGAAUCUGGAAUUGGUUACUUCUGACAGUAUUGAAGAGUUCAUUAAUUUUCUCCCCAGACUUCUGGAUGACAGUAAUUUUAAAGUAUUGUGUGGCACCUUACAAGUUUUAAAUGUACUCAUUCAGAGAUUAGAUAGAAGUAUUGACAAAUAUGUCAAACAGAUUGUCUUGGUGGCCCUCAAGGCUCUAGGAGACACUCGCACCAUCGCCAGGAAUGAAUACAUGAACAUGUUUCAACAGAUGAUGAAAACUGUUGCCCCACAACUAGUUUUAGAUCUUGUCAUCGGAAACUUAAAACACAAAAAUUCCAGGGUCCGGGAGGAUGUUCUGAACAUUAUUAUUGCAGCCCUGCUGACUCAUCCGAGGAAAGAGUUCAACAUCCCAAAGCUUUGUUUUGAAGUUGCACCAUACCUAGCAGACAGCAAAAAGAAGGUCCGCCAUGCCGCCCUUGAGCUGUUUGCAGUUUUUGACUCCUGCUUGGACAUGGGGAAAAAACAGCCUCUCACGAAAGCAGUGGACAUGGUUGAGCUGAAUGAGGAGGCAGAGGGUCUUAUGGCAGCUGUACAGGCCAGACGAGCAAGGCACAUCCUCCCGAAGCUUUCACCAGAGGGUGUAGUGGAGUAUGGACUGGUAGUACCCAAAACAGGCUUGCGCUGCUCACCACAUGCUACUUCUGGAGCUGAUCUGGACUGGGUGAUGAACGGAGGACGGGUUAGUAGUGCAAAGAGUAAUAGAACUGAACCGGACUGUGAGCAACUGUAUGGCUACGGCAGCUUAGGCUCCCUCACUGACGAGCUUCCCUCACAACGGAGGAUUGUCAGCGCAGGUAAAGGGAAGAACAAACUACCGUGGGAGAUGUUGAGCUGUUCAUCGACUGAAAAUAAUCAUCAGUGCAGCUCCCCCAGUGGAAAGUGCUCCGAGCAGGUAACCAUUGAAGAUGUUGUUCCACUGUCCAGGAAGCUGAGUCCAGAGACCUACAUACCCACUUUUAGUUCUGCAGAACCACAGACACCCCAAACCUCCAGGAGAAGACUGUCUCCUGCCCGACUGAGAAGGAGCGGAAGCCUCAACUUAGACCCUGACAUAUUUAAAACCACAAACUUCACUGAAACAGAUAGUGCGUCUUCCAAAGGACUCAUGCUCUCAAGGAACCCCAGUGUUGAGCGCACGUUUUCUCUCCCAUCAAACCACAAAAUAUCAGGUUCCUUCCUGCUACCUUCCUACCCUCUGGCUGCACUCCCAGGAGGCAUGAUCACUCCAAAACUGCCCCGUCGCCAUGCCGACUCGUCCCUCUCUAUGUCCAACACCUGGCCCAACAAGCGAGAGAGCAGCCCUCAACAGCGAGACACCAGCUCCGGGAGGGACACAGCAGUACAAGAGGACCUCUCUAACAGAUGCUCUCUUCGGCCGAACCGUGCCUCCCUAAAGAGUUCUUCUUCAACAUUGUCAUUCCGCCGGGCCCUGAACAGUAAUAGGACAACCCUCUCCAUUUCACCAGUCACUCCUUCAGGAGAGCAAACCCAUUUUUAUGACCAGAGGUCCAAUGCACAGUGCAACCCUCAGAAUCAGCAUCGGGAGAGGGACCUUCACCUGGAGCCUGUUAGCUUUAACGCAACACAAGAUAAUCAAGAGGAGGAUCCUUUGGACAUGCAGGAGAUGUUGAACUCUCUGCGUUCACUACGAAACAGUGCUGCUAAGAAGAGGGCCAAAGUGAGCAUUAGCAGUUCAGACCCAGACCAGGACAGCUUGGAUUCUGUAAAGUUAGACAUGAGUCAGGACUCAACUGUGCACACCUCUCCCAUACUGACCAGCUCAGCCAGCGAGAGUGGUCUUUCCAGUUUGAGUCUCACCAGCUCCAGCGUCUUUGGCAUGAAAACAAGUCCUGGAAGCAUAGCCUCCCCAAGGGUGAAACCUCGUAUUGCAAGAGUGCCCUCUGCAAAACUGAGGUCUUCUGUGUCUAUGGACUUUAGCAGCCUUCCAGGAUUAUCACAGAGGAACGAUCUGUCAUAUGAGGUGGGUGUUGUUGGGCAGAGAGUCACUUAUUCCAACGGAACUUUUAGAGCUAAUGAGGACACAACAGUACCAUCCCCUCCAUUGGUCAAACCACCGUCAGGUGAAUCAUUCAGAGCUCUAAAGGCAACUAGAGGAACUCGGAGCAAUGGAAGCAGGAAUUCGCCAGCCACAGACAUUCCUGAAGGAGUCAUUGGAAGAGGAAUGUUUGGUACUGCACUGUCCUCCCCUCGUUCAGGCUUGUCACUCGAGCAGGGUGAUUCAUUGGGCAAACCCCCCUCUGAUCCCCCGGGAGUCCUCCAUGUUCUUUCUGGCGAUCACAUGUCCCAUGAUGACGGUCCAAGUGCUGAUGAGAUGACUAAUACACGGUGCAGCCGGGAUAGGAUCCUGCAUCUGGAUCAACUCGAGGGGCAGUCCAGUCAUAGGGACAAGAUUCGGCACCGUGUCAGACAGAUGCUCUCCGACUCACCCACUGAAGAGAGCAUAAAUAUUAAAGAUCUCCAUCUGAACGGGAGCACAAUCACAUCCUGUACAGCAGACCUCACCUCAGAUGGGUCCCCCAUAAGCCCCACCAGCUCGAUCAGUCCACCUGGACCCCACAGCCCCAUCAAGUGCCUCACUCCACCCCACCAACCAAGCCCCCCGACAGUGCCUCCCAAUUCCCACAACCAGUCCCGUGUGAGGAGGGCACCAAGCCUCGGCAGGACACGACCCUCGCUGUCCCACAGCUCAGACGAGCUAUCCUCUGCUACUCUGGGCCACAAGAAAAACCUCUCUCAGCCUCCAGAACUGUGUCCGUUUUCCAAACCUGACCUCGCACUGGUGCAGAGCUUUGACUUGCUGAGCUCAGAUCACUGGGAGAAAAAGAUUGAAGGUCUUAAAUUCCUGCGCUCUCUGGCUCAGUACCACUCAGACGUUCUCCAGGGCAGGCUUCGUGAUGUCUGCCUAUCUCUCAUUCAAGAGGUGAAGAACCUUAGGUCAGGUGUGUCCAGGGCUGCAGUGUGCACACUGGGUGAUCUUUACAUCCACCUGCAGAAGGCAAUGGAUCCGGAGCUGGAAGGCACCGUUAAAGCCUUGCUACACAAGGCGGGGGAAAGUAAUGCCUUUAUUCGGCAGGAUGUUGAUGCCGCUUUAGACUGCAUGGUGCAGCACUGCACUCCCACCCGAAGCAUCCAUGCUUUACUGUCCGGGGGACUAAGUCAUCUCAAUUCAGUGGUAAGGAAGUGCACAGCCCAACACUUGGCCAGUCUGGUGGAAAAGGUCGGUGCCGCUCGCCUCCUCUCUGGGGGUAAAGAUUUAACUGAAAGAAUCUUACCUGCAGUCAGCAAGCUGGCGCAAGACUCCUCACAGGAAGCAAGAUACUAUGGCCGUAGAAUGCUGUUGUCCCUGUCCUACCAUCCAGACUUUGACAAGAUCCUGGAAAGAAUUAUUCCAUCAAAAGACCUGCAGACUACCAGAGACACCAUCUUAAGUCUCAAGACCAAGGGUCUUGGUGAGAUGCCCCAGGACACCCAGUCAGCCAGAGGCAGACGUUCCCUCCCAGGGAGUGGUACGGUCCGAGCUUCAUCUCUCACAAGAGAGCCAUUCAACCACACCAUCAGAAUGGCCAACAGCAAUUACAGCAGCAGAUCUCAGACGCAGAGUGUUGCAGACAAGAAUGAAUACAUCAAGCAUGUAACAGGCCUGCUGGGGUCAAAGGACUUCAGAGAGAGAUUCAAGGGCAUGGACCAGCUAGUGGCCGACUGCCAGCACCACCCCAACAUCGUCAUCCAUAGCUUAUUCCCGGUUUUCGAUGCCUUCAAGGGAAGGCUUCAGGAAUCCAACAGCAAGGUCAACCAGUACGCCCUCGAGUCGCUGCAGAAAAUCAUCCCCUUGAUGAAGGACAACUUGUCUCAAGUGGUCAACAUUCUUGUCCCAGCCAUUGUGGACAACCACCUUAACUCUAAAAACAACGCCAUUUACUCUGCUGCUAUUGGCACCAUCAAUGCACUUAUCCUCAAUCUUGAUAACAUCCUCCUCCUUCAGCCUUUCUGCACCAAGGCUCAGUUUGUAAGCGGUAAAGCCAAGGUGGAUCUUGUUGAGAAGGUUGCAGAUCUUGUGACCGAGCUGUACCCUCGCAAGCCACAAAUGGUAGAGCAGAAAGCGCUGCCCUUGCUGUGGCACCUCCUAGGCACAUCGAGCCACAGCGGCACCGUGCACGGCCGAGGAGGCAGCGUGCGUGCCGCCACCGCCAGUCUGUGCCAAGCUCUUUACGCACAGAUGGGGCCCGGCCUGAGCGAGUGUGCUGCAUCUCAGAACGCCACCAUCCAGAAAGGGGUAAACGAGGUUCUGAGAAGCGUGUCCAAAAGAUAAGGUGGAUUCCGAGAAAAUCCUAAAAGACUCAACACUGACCUUACUUGAAGACAGAGAUGUUCUACAUUUCUUAGUGCCUGCACUUUUAUCCCUAUGAAGAGAAGUCCUUGUUGAUGAGGAGCUUUUUACUCUUUUUCUCAGUGAUAUUUCUUCCUCUGGUACAGAAGUUCAGACAUGCUGACAUCAGGUCCCACAUACACAACACUGCUCUCUUUGCACAUUGACAAGGUAGCUCAUUAAGAUGAUUACAUGAAGUCUGUGUAGGCUCUCAGUCGUACAGGAGUUGUCCAUCGAGGAAAAGGCUUCUUGAGACGUCAUCUGUUCUUCUGUGUAGAAGG
Dunckerocampus dactyliophorus (ringed pipefish) is the source of this 5255-nucleotide messenger RNA. Its product is annotated as TOG array regulator of axonemal microtubules protein 1-like. Bases 448 to 4917 code for a protein of 1489 amino acids. Gene Ontology annotation, molecular function: microtubule binding. Lineage: Eukaryota; Metazoa; Chordata; Actinopteri; Syngnathiformes; Syngnathidae. Gene Ontology annotation, cellular component: cilium; cytoplasmic microtubule. The transcript is spliced from 23 exons. The record is from RefSeq and is a predicted model, not a curated record. Gene Ontology annotation, biological process: microtubule cytoskeleton organization.